AUGAAAUUCCCAAAAUGUCAGCACGGAACAUGCUGUGAGAUUUCUGUAUGCUACUUGCCUAAAAAGAAACUCUACCUUUGUCAACAAGACAGUCUUACACAAUAUCCUGAUGAUGACCCAGUCCCUCUUGUUGAUGAUUCUAUAAUUGAGAUGAGCAUGGAAACAAUCGAAAUCUGAUGAAAAGACUUUCUUGCCUUCACCCAAAUGCUGAAUAAAGGAAGAAUUCUCCCAGAUCAUGAUGCCUUAAGCACAACUGUGAGAGAAGAGCUAAAGCUUAUCUUUGAUGAAUUAAAGAAAGCCCAAGAAGCCUACAAGUAUUACAAGUUCUUAAAACUGCACAAAUAAAACUUUGAAGGUUAAAGAUGUCUUGCAACAAGACCCGCUUUAUAUUGAGUUCUUGGUGGCUAGAGCUUGGAGUCAAUCGCUUUCAACAGUCAAGGGUGAAUCUUUGAAGAGCUCUGAGCUUGUUGAAAUGGAGUUAAAACGCAAGUAUAAUGCCACAUUUGAUACAAUGUUUCAGAAGUUCAAAGAAUUUAGGCAUGACAUAGACCGAAGACAUCAACAAGAAGUUGAUGAACUAAGGCUAAAGAUCCAGGAAUAUAAAGAAGAGAAAAAAUCCUUAAAAAGAGCGAAGAGAGAACUGAUAACUAGAUACAACUUGCUUUGUGACGAAUAUGAGGAAUUUAAACAAAAAGCGCAUGGACUCGAAUCAAGUUUAACUUCUUUUGAAGAAGAAAAUAAAGGCGAUGGCGAGAAGAUAAUAAAGCUACAGGAGUAUCAUGGAGACUCUAAACAAAGGAAGAGAACUUUAAAAAUGAAGCUAAGAGAAGAACAAGCUUCAUAUCAAGCCAGCAUCGAAGAUCUUACCAAGGAAAUUUGUGGUCUUAAAGACAGAGUUAAGUCUCUUCAGAAAGACAUUAGGAAGACUGAAAUGAGGAAUGAUAAACUUGUUGAAGAGAACAAAGCUAAAGAAGAAGACUAUGAGCAGAUGAAGGAGUCACUACUCUCUAAACUGAAUCUCUCUGAGUGCUCUUACUUCAAUCUCCUCUACAAAAUUACCACUGGAGAGGACAUACAGAUUGGGCCUAGAACUAGACUAGACCUUAGCCUUAAUAAUCCAAAGCACAUGGGAUUUCUAUCAUCCCUGACCAGGAGAAUGCCAGGCAUAGAUAGACUUGACCUUGACAACAUUCCUUUAGAUUGCCAAGAAGUAAAGACUUUCUUGGCCAAUCAUUUCUUCAGAGAAGUGGAAGUGCUCCAUUUUUAACUGUCACUCUUCCUUGAGUUCUUCCUUGUCCUUCUAUUUGGAUGAAUUGAAGGAAGCGAGCAAGAGAGUCAUUGGGCAUUUGUAUAUUUAUAAUUUUGAAGUCUCUCAGGACCAACUCGUCUCUCUCUUCUCUGCCAACAGGCAUAAAGAAUGGUUUGGGUUUAAGUGGUGCAAACUUGAUCUCUCUUCUGUUCCUGACUUCGGAGGAAGCCUUGCUGAAAGUACGAUGUAUGGGCUAAGCUUAUAUGGGUGAGGAGGCUCUUCGUACUGUGACUGGGACAACAAUGAGUCCAACUUUGAGAAUCUGGUGACUGGGCUUGCGAAAGAGGAGGAUUUUAGGAGGAAUUUGGAGUGGAUUGAUAUGUUUGAGUGUGGAAUGGAGAAGAGUGAUGUGGAGGAGAUUUUGGAGGGUCAUGGAUUUGGACAUGUUGAAAUUUAUGAUCAUUCAAAGUAAAUGCCAAAAAUGGAAAUGUUGAAAAGAGGAAUUUUACUUUUAUCAGAUUGAUGUAGAUUGGUUAA
Messenger RNA from Moneuplotes crassus, 1786 nucleotides. The record is from the annotation of a GenBank genome assembly. NCBI's taxonomy places the organism in Eukaryota, Ciliophora, Spirotrichea, Euplotida, Euplotidae.